Molecule: messenger RNA, 6003 nt
Organism: Branchiostoma belcheri (Belcher's lancelet)
Lineage: Eukaryota; Metazoa; Chordata; Leptocardii; Amphioxiformes; Branchiostomatidae
Exons: 18
Coding region: 106-5874 (1922 amino acids)
Molecular function (GO): protein binding
Source: RefSeq, a predicted model, not a curated record
GUCCGACACGUCACGGGACAGCGGUCGUCGACAGCGAUCCCAGACAUCUAGCCAAUACCAUCAAAAAAUGUACCUUUUUCGACUUUAACACAGAUCUGAGGCAAUAUGGAAAACCUACAAUGGACAGGGACAAACAUGGAUCAGUCUGCAGUCUUGCUGGUCCAUACUGAGUAUGGCACAGAUAAAGUUGGAAGCUCAUUCUUAAACAGACAGGCGGUAGAAACAAUCAGGGAACGUGAACCAGACAUACCAGUCUUCAGUACUGUUUUACAAGCAACACAAGAUGACAAACAGGAUGCACAACAAGAUGGAGUGGAACUGUUACUGCCUAAACUUGAGCCAGGUGACCCAAGGACUGACCCGUCACCAGACUGGCUGACAUUUGAUCAUCGCUCCAAAUACCCACAUCUUCCUUCAAAGGUCAAGAGCAUUGUGGGGCAUGCUGAUGUCACAAGUAGAGCAGCACUCAACAUAAAAGAGGAUCGCUGCCCAGAAGCAAAAGUCAUCCUCAUUCAUAACGACAUAUCAGAUGAUACACAGGGAAAUAACUCUGCCUUUCAAAAUGCACAAGAAGCUGAUGUGGUCUUCUCUGUUGGAAAUAUGACAUUUGACCACUUUGAGAACCAGUUCAGAGCUACGCCUGUUGACAAACAACCUAAGCAUUUUGAAUUUCUUCCAAGACCAUCCAAGAUCUUUGAGCACACAAAAGCAAGCUACAAAGACACAAAGACAAUGGUGGUUCUGUCCAUUGGUAGGGUGAAGAGUGUUGACAAUCUGAAGGGGCAUGACCUUGUUGCUAAUGCCACAGACAUUGUUGCUGUAAAACGGAACAUGGAGUGUCGUAUGAGGGGAAUCAUUGAAGAAGGCUGUCUGACAAGUCAUAAGGACAUUCUUCAGACACAUUUCAGGACAAAAAAUUUGAAGCCCACCCUUCUUCCCUAUGGAACACUGAAGGAACUUCACAAUGACAUGUUGAAGGCCCAUCUUGUGGUGAUACCUUCCGAAGAUGAACCGUUCGAUCUUGUUGGACUGGACGCCAUCGCUGCAGGAAUUCCUGUCCUCGUGUCAGAUAAAUCUGGACUGGCAGACUUCAUGAAUAAGAUAUCGAUAGAGUUUUACCAUUCCACUGUGCCAAUGGAAGGAAAUAAGGAGGGCAAUGUAAAGCAAUGGGCCAGGUGCAUCGAACAAGUACUGAGUCAUUGUGAAGCUGAGUUUGAAAGAGCAGCAAGAUGCAGGGACAAGCUUCUGUCUUCAAAGUACUGGGAAGAGUCUCAUCAGCAGCUCAUUGACAGCUGUUUACAGAUGGGUGACAAAGCACAGCAAACAUCUGAAGUUGAAGUCCAGACACAAAGUGCACCAGUACAUGUAGAAGAAUCCAUUCCAGACAGGAAACCAUUGGAAUCAGGUGUUACUCAGCCUGCUGGAGCCCAGAAGAGAAAGAGAAGUUCAGCCUCUAUUGAUGAGACUGAGGGCAGUAAAGCCUUAAAAACAGGUACUGAGGCACAUCAGCCUGCACAAGUCCAGAAAAGAAAGAGAGAGACAGAUGAGACUGAGGACAGUAACGAAGACAGGAAAGCUGUGAAGUUUGAUCAGCAACUGAGGUUCUACCAUAGGGACAUUCAGGUAGAGUUUGUGUCAGCUUGUAGAGAUGGGAGUCUGUCAGCCAUCCUGACUGAGGAGUACAUCAGCCAGGAGUUGGUGGAGAUAUGUGGAGGGAUGCCACUCCAUGUGCACAUUGAGGUUGAUGAGGCAGACUUUCAAAGGGGAGCAGAUAUGUCCCAUGGUGAUAAUCAGGAGACUACAGAUUAUGAAGAACCUGGUGAAAAAGAUGUGCCACCGGAGAUCUCAGAACUGGUCUCACUGGGCAUCAGGGAACUGGAACAACUGAUGGGAAAACCCAGGAAGAAAAUGUUCUCAGUGAGCUCUCGGUCAUCUGGGUAUCAAACAGGCCCUUCUGGAACAGGAGCCAACAGACAGUUCUCAUAUACAGGUGAGAUUGAUACCAUGGACACACUGGAGGUCAAAGGUCUCCUUGCUGAACUCAACACACCUGUGGUAAAGCAAGACAAGGCACAACAGUUUGACCUGUACUGUCAGAUAGGAGAUCUCUACAGGACAAAACUACACAACUCACAGUCAGCUCUGCAGUAUUACCAGAACAUGUUAAAGUGUUCUCAGGAACUGUCAGAAGACACAAAGCAAGCCAAGGCCUACAACAGACUAGGUUUAACAUGUGAUAUCUUAGGUUUGCAACAGGAAGCCUUUAGAUACCACGAGAAAGCUCUGGCUAUCUAUAGAGUAGAAACCAAAAAUGAAACUAAUAUUUGUGUAGCUUACAAAAACCUGGCCUCAUCAUUAGCACUGUCAGGUCAAGUGUCAGAUGCAAAAAGUAACUAUGAAUCAGCCUUGGCUGUUGCCAUGGAGACAGGAAACAAGACUGAACAGACGGACAUUUACUGUAAGCUGGGUGAUUUACACAGGGAACAGCUACAUGAACCACAGGAAUCACACAAGUACUACACAGAGAUGUUGGCACUAGCCAGGGACUUGGGGAGGAAGGACAGGGAGGGGCUGGCUUACAACAGACUUGGGCUGGUCCAUUACAACAUGGGGGAGCACGAGGAAAGUCUGGAGUGGUACAAGAAGGACCUGAAGAUGAGAGAAGAAAGUGGAGACAAGACUGGACAGAUAAUAGCACAUCAAAACAUAGCUGAUUCCUACAAGGCACUGGGUAAACUGGACCUGGCCAGAUCUCACUAUCAAUCAGCAAUGACCAUCGCCAUGGAGACAGGAAACAAACAGCAACAGGAGGACAUUUCCGAGGAGGUCAGGAGUAUUGUGGGUCAUACUGAUGUUACAAGUAGGGCAGAAGUGAAGAUUAAAAAAGAACGAUACCCAGAUGCAAACGUCAUCCUCUUCACUGAGGAUAUACCAGAAGACACAGAGUACUACAAGGGAGAUGAGGAGGCCAUGGGCAUUGGGAAGAAGGAAGACUCCAUCCUUGAAGAUGCACAAGAGGCUGAUGUGGUCUUUUCUCUUGGAAACAAGAUAUUUGUUCACUUUGAGAACCAGUUCAGAGCUAUACCUGCCAGCAAGAGGCCUCGGCAUGUCAAGUUUGUUCCAAGACCUUCCAAGAUCUUUGAAGAUGCAGAGGUUGAAUACAAGGACACAGAGACAAUGGUGGUCCUGUCCAUUGGUAGGGUGAAGGGUGUGGAGAAGCUGAAAGGAUAUGACCUUGCUGCUGAAACCCUGAGCUUUGUUGCAGAGAAGAUCAAAAUCAAGUGGCAUGUCAUAGGAUUCAAUAAAGAUGACUUUGAAGCCACCAAGGCAACCUUGGAGCACUGUAAGUCAGCAAACUUACAGGUAACCUUCCUCCCCUAUGACACACAGGAGGACAACUGUAAAGAGAUGAUGAAGGCCCACCUUGUCCUGAUGCCUUCUCGUGCUGAACCGUUCGGACUGGUCGGCCUGGAGGCCAUCGCAGCAGCGUUCCUGUUCUUCGAUGAACGUGCCACUGUCAAACUCUUGGCUCAGAGAAUUGAAAGAAUGCUGAAACACAACAAAGCAGAGUUCAAAACAGCAGCAAGGGGCAAGCGGCAACUUCUGUCCACAAAGUACUGGGAAGAGUUCCAUCUGCAGUUCAUCAAAGCCUGUACGGACACAGGUAAUGCUGAUGAACAGCCUGCUCCAGUCCUGGACCAAAGUGCUGUUCAAAGUCAGGAGGCAGAGGAAGGUAAUGAAACACCACAUCGUGGUCUAGUCCAAAAGAGAAAGAGAGACACAGACCCUGCCGGUGAGACAGAAAGCAGGAAAGCCAAAAAGAAAGACAUGUCUGGGCUGGGCCAACUCUGGUUCAUGUACAAACGUGGGAAACUGAAUGACCUGAUGUACAGUAGUUUGAUAAAGGAGACCUUACAGCAACUCUGUGCUGAGAGAAUCUCUGUGACAACAAACAUCAACAUAGAGGACUUCAGGAAGACCCUGAACUACCUACUCACCACACCUGCUGAUAAAGUUUAUACAGGUGCCAUUAUUGCACAAGCACCUACCAAAGGUGAUCAGCACAGAUCCACAGAUGUACAGAUUGAACAGGUGACAUCACAGCUGGCCUUGCUGCACACUUCCAUUCAACCUAAAGACGUACAGAAACUCAGAGCAGCAAGCAUUGGUUCAGCAGCAAGCCUCCUAUCAACAAGAACUACACAUUCAACAGUAACCAGUCAAUCAGCUGAUACUGGGUAUGCCACAGCGGCAAGCAUCUUGUCUGAGGAUGACAGGCCAUCUUCUGCUUUUAGAAUUAAAGAUGAUGAAGAUCCCCAAGUCAACUUGAAUCUCCUCCUUGCUGAACUGAACACACCUGCAAUAAAGAGAAACAAGGCACAACAGUUUGACCUGUACUGUCAGAUAGGUGAUCUCUACAGGACAAAACUACACAACUUACAGUCAGCUCUACAGUAUUACCAGAACAUGUUAAAGUGUUCUCAGGAACUGUCAGAAGACACAAAACAAGCAAAGGCCUACAGUAAACUUGGUCUAACCUACAGCAUGUUAGGUAAACAACAAGAGGCCAUUACAUACCACAAGCAAACAUUGAGUAUCUAUAGAAUUGAGUUAGAAAGAGAAACUGACAUUUGUGUAGCAUACAAAAACCUGGCCUCAUCAUUAGCACUGUCAGGUCAAGUGUCAGAUGCAAAAAGUAACUAUGAAUCAGCCUUGGCUGUUGCCAUGGAGACAGGAAACAAGACUGAACAGAUGGACAUUUACUGUAAGCUGGGUGAUUUACACAGGGAACAGCUACAUGAACCACAGGAAUCACACAAGUACUACACAGAGAUGUUGGCACUAGCCAGGGACUUGGGGAGGAAGGACUGGGAGUGUCGGGCUUACAACAGACUUGGACAUGCCCAUUAUGACAUGGGGGAGUAUGAGGAAAGUUUGGAGUGGUACAAAAAGGAACUGAAGAUAAGACAAGAAAGUGGAGACAAGACUGGACAGAUAGCAGCACAUAAAAACAUAGCUGUUUCCUACAAGGCACUGGGUAAACUGGACCUGGUCAGAUCUCACUAUCAAUCAGCAAUGACCAUCGCCAUGGAGACAGGAAACAAGACUAAACAGAUGGACAUUUACUGUAUGCUGGGUGAUUUACACAGGAAACAGCUACAUGAACCACAGGAAUCACACAAGUACUACACAGAGAUGUUGGCACUAGCCAGGGACUUGGGGAGGAAGGACAAGGAGCAUCUAGCUUACAACAGACUUGGACGUGCCCAUUAUGAUAUGGGGGAGUAUGAGGAAAGUUUGGAGUGGAACAAGAAGGACCUGAAGAUGAGCCAAGAAAGUGGAGACAAGACUGGACAGAUAACAGCGCAUCAAAACAUAGCUGAUUCCUACAAGGCACUGGGUAAACUGGACCUGGCCAGAUCACACUAUCAAUCAGCAAUGACCAUCGCCAUGGAGACAGGAAACAAGACUGAACAGAUGGACGUUUACUGUAAGCUGGGUGAUUUACACAGGGAACAGCUACAUGAACCACAGGAAUCACACAAGUACUACACAGAGAUGUUGGCACUAGCCAGGCACCUGGGGAGGAAGGAAGAGGAGCGUCGGGCUUACAACAGACUUGGACAUGCCCAUUAUGACAUGGGGGAGUAUGAGGAAAGUUUUGAGUGGUACAAGAAGUCCUUGAAGAUAAGACAAGAAAGUGGAGACAAAACUGAACAGAUAAAAGCACAUCAAUGUGUAGCUGAUUCCUACAAGGCACUAGGUAAACUGGACCUGGCCAGAUUUCACUAUGAAUCAGCAAUGACCAUCGCCAUGGAGACAGGAAGCAAACAGAAACAGGAGGACAUUGGCAAAGAGUUGGCUAAUCUGUAACAAUGCUGAAUACUACGUUACAAGGCUGUCUUGUUUGAUGACAACAUACAUAUACAGCACAAAACCCCUGUUUACUCCGUGUAGGAGGUCAGGACCUCCGGACAGAGUGUUGUGAAGAGCUGAUUUUUC